This is a messenger RNA of Symbiodinium sp. CCMP2592, 1251 nucleotides long. Lineage: Eukaryota; Dinophyceae; Suessiales; Symbiodiniaceae. The record is from the annotation of a GenBank genome assembly.
AUGAAGCGACUCAGCGAAGCUGGAUCUUUGCGGACCCUGGCAGCACUGAUCUGUUGGAGAAAGCCAGCUGUAUGUAAGGUGGGCCGGAAGCUAUCAACUUCCGUGGUCUACGACGACAAACCGCCGAGUCCGACUGCCUGUGAAGACCUGGCGCGCCUGGUUCAGGAAGCCAGAAGCCCGCAGAGGCUUGGAAACAAGGGGCUGCCACAUGCCUCCUCCGACUACCGGUAUAGAUCGACACUGCGAGGCUGGAGUGUGAGAGCGGCUCACAACGCUCGCUACAGAGACCGCCAGAAAGGCUGGCAGUGCGAUGUAAAUGCGGGCCAUCUGCUGGACCUCGUACUUGAGCAGGGUGGCCUAUGUGCAUAUUCUGGUGUACCCAUGGAAUUGUUAAAGCCGCAUUCACACUGGAGAGCUUCCAUCGAAAGGAUCGACAACCGACAAGGCUACGUCAAAGAGAACUGCUGCUUAAUUGCAGCUGAGUUCAAUUCAGCGGUCCACAAGACGUGCAACGAGGAGGGCUCUUCUGGUGGAUCUGCGCAGUGGUCCAGGCAGAAAGUCCAGGAGGUGGCCCGUGUUCGAGAAGAGCAGGUGCAGUUGCAACGGCUCCAGGAAGGCAUUGCUGUUGCAAGGCUGCGCCCUUCUCCGACCCGAGCAGGCUCACGUAGGCGAUUUCGAGGACCAGAUGCAGAGGGCAGGUGGCUGUGUGGGCGUUGCGGCACUUGGAAGCAGCAAUCGCAAUUCUUUCGAGAAUCUGCAAGCAGAAAUGGGCUACAAAACCGUUGCAAGGAGUGCGCCAGGGAUAUGGAAUCAGCCUGGCUGCAGACUAUGCGCGGACACGGGCUCAGGUUACUCACUACCGCACGGCAAAGAGCUAGAAAUUCCGAUUGGAACGGCAGUUUUGCACUCGAUUUGGACGACCUGCUAGGCAUGCUAUGGCUUCAAGGUGGACGAUGCUACUACUCAGGUGUGCCGCUGCAUUGUGCAGCGGGCCCUUCCGAUUGGGUCUGGUCCAUCGAGCGCUUGGACAACUCCUCGACGUAUACCAAAGACAACUGCGUGCUGAUUGCCCAAGAGUUUCAGACACCUGACCACAGUCGCAACAAAGCCAAAUAUCCAGUUUUCGGCACUGCCCAGUGGUCACGAAGCAAAGCGAACCACAUUUGGGGACCUUUCUACUACCCAGACAGUGGAGCUCGGGUUUUGCAAGACUUGGUCAGGCUUCAGCAGUGUUUCGAUAAUCGAGCAUGA